Lactuca sativa (garden lettuce) is the source of this 2103-nucleotide messenger RNA. Its product is annotated as zinc finger BED domain-containing protein RICESLEEPER 3. Lineage: Eukaryota; Viridiplantae; Streptophyta; Magnoliopsida; Asterales; Asteraceae. The record is from RefSeq and is a predicted model, not a curated record. Gene Ontology annotation, molecular function: DNA binding; protein dimerization activity.
AUGGAACAACAGGCUGAUAGCUCUAAGACAAAUAAUCCCAAAGAUAACAACCAUGGAGUUAAUAAGUCUAAUCUAUCAACACCUGCUGCAAAUGAUUCUAUGACACAGAAUGAAACUCCUAAUGAUGAUGUACAUGAACUUGAGUCAGUAGGUAGGAAGAGGAGACAAAGGUCAGUUGUCUGGAAUCACUUUAAGAAGAUGAAAGUGAAUGGAAUAGAAAAAGCGGAGUGCAAGUAUUGCAAAAAGAAGUUGGGAGGGUCUAGUAAAAAUGGUACAAGGCAUUUACAUGAUCAUUUUAAAGUUUGUAUAAGACGACCCUUUCAAGAUAUACGCCAACAUAUUCUUGUGGGAGAACGAAAAAAGGUCGAUGGUAGUUCAUCAUAUCUCUCCAACUACACAUUUAAUGCAGAUAAUUCAAGGAGAGAUCUUGCAGAGAUGAUCAUUAUUCAUGAAUAUCCACUUUCAAUAGUAGAGCAUCACGGCUUUCGGAAGUUCGUAGGAAAUCUCCAACCUUUGUUUAAAGUUCGUUGUCGGAAUACCAUUAAAGGCGAUAUAAUGAGUAUUUAUGAUUUUGAAAAGCAAAAGACAUUGAAGUUGUUAGACAAGAACACUAGUAGGGUAGCAGUUACAACCGAUAUGUGGACGGCGAGCAACCAAAAGAAAGGAUUUAUGGUGAUAACUGCUCACUUUAUUGAUCAAAAUUGGAAUAUGCAAAGUCGAAUUAUGAGGUUUAUUUAUGUGCCUUGUCCGCAUACAUCCGAUGUUCUUGCUGAUGUGCUAUAUGACAGUUUGUGUGAUUGGAAUCUUGAUAGAAAGUUGUCCACAAUAACUGUUGAUAACUGCACCACAAAUGAUUUAAUUAUUAACAUAUUGUUGGAGAAACUUCCUUUGAGUUCACUUAUUCAAAAGGGUAGGUUGUUUCAUAUGCGAUGUUGUGCGCAUAUUUUGAACUUAAUUGUUCAAGACGGUUUAGAUAUCAUUAGGGAUGAGAUUGAAAGGAUUAGAGAUAGUGUGGCAUUUUGGACCGCAACACCAAAAAGGCAGCAAAGAUUUGAGGAAACAACUCACAACUUGGAAAUACCAUUUGCAAAAAAAUUAUCACUUGAUUGUAAGACUAGGUGGAACUCUACUUUUUUAAUGCUCAGUGCUGCUAUAGCUUACAAGGAAGUCUUCAAGAAGUUAAAACAACGAGAAUCACAAUAUAAGUGUUUGCCAAGUGAGCAUGAUUGGGAGUUGGCCAAAGAAAUUUGUGAUAGAUUGCAAUUAUUUUACGAGGUAACUGUAAUGUUUUCGGGUACAAAAUAUCCUACAACAAAUGUCUUUUUUCCAUAUAUAUGUGAAAUUAGAUAUUCUUUGGUUGAUUGGGCGUGUUCUUCUAACGAAGUUAUUAAGCAGAUGGCUACUAAGAUGCUUCAAAAAUUUGAUAAGUAUUGGUCUGUUAUACAUGGGAUUAUGGGGAUGGCAGCGGUUUUAGAUCCUCGGUAUAAACUAAAAUUUGUUGAGUUGCUUUUUCCGGUGCUUUAUGGAAAAGAGAAGUCAGAGAGUGAAAUUGAAAAACUUAAAGAACUGGUCUAUAGUUUGUUUCAAGAGUAUGAAUCUAGUUCUCCUAGUACUAGAACUAGUUAUGAGGGUGUUGGGUGUUCAUCUUUCACUUCAGGGCCUUCGGUUGGUCAUCGAGUUGAAUUUAAGAAACUUUUCUCGAGUAUUGCUUCGAUUGCUAGCCAACAUGAUGAUACUGGCAUUACAACAGAGUUGGAUAAUUAUUUGAAAGAGAAACUUUUGCCAAAAGAUGUGGACCUUGAUUUGUUAGCUUGGUGGAAAACAAACGGGUUUAAGUACCCAACACUACAAAGAAUAGCAAAAGAUAUUUUAGCAAUUCCUAUUUCUACUGUUGCAUCAGAAUCUGCAUUCAGCACCGGUGGAAGAUUGGUAAGCCCUCAUCGUAGUCGACUACACGCAAAGACGUUGGAGGCAUUGAUGUGUGCUCAAAGUUGGCUCUUGAAUGAAAUACGAGAAACUUGUUCGGGUGAGUCAGAAGCUUAUUGUCGCACUGUUGAGUAUGAUUAUGAUGUAGAAGAGGAAAACAAAGAAAGUGAGAUUUAG